Messenger RNA from Oppiella nova, 2060 nucleotides. Lineage: Eukaryota; Metazoa; Arthropoda; Arachnida; Sarcoptiformes; Oppiidae. The record is from the annotation of a GenBank genome assembly.
AUGAAUAUUGAAUUUAGCAAAGGAUUAGAUAAUCCGAGUUUCGAUGAGACAUACGAUCCGAGAGUUAAUAAGAAAACUCUACAAAACUUUCUCAUUUCAGAGGCCAUCGACAGUAAUGCUCAACAAAUAAGUGUCGUCUCAAAGAAAUCAAUUGUCGACAAAAUGAGUGUCAUCUCAGAGCCGGUGUCCCUCUCGUGGCACGACAUCAAUGUCUUCACUAAAGUCUCCUUAAAACAUAGGAAGAAAACGGAUCCAAAGCCUAUUCUCAGAAAUGUUAGUGGUUGUGUUAAAUCGGGUCAGCUAAUGGCCAUAAUGGGGGCCAGUGGGGCCGGGAAGACAACACUAAUGAAUGUAUUGACUCAACGGAAUUUGUCGGAAAUAGUAGUCGAGGGUUCAGUCAAACUGAACGGUCGGAUGGCCAACGCCAACAGCAUUACAGCCCUUUCGGCUUAUGUGCAGCAAAACGAUCUCUUCAUCGGUGCCCUCACUGUUAGGGAACACUUGAUAUUUCAAUCCCGCGUUCGUAUGGAUCAGUAUAUAUCGGAUGUCACCAGAAAAGAUAGAAUACAACAAGUCUUACAAGACUUGGGUUUAACUGAAUCCUCGAAUACAAUGAUUGGAAAACCAGAAGAUGUGAGAGGAAUAUCUGGUGGCGAGAGAAAGAGAUUAGCCUUUGCUUCAGAGUUAUUAACGAACCCAUCGAUCAUGUUUUGCGACGAACCGACCUCUGGUUUGGAUUCAUUUAUGGCGUUAAGUGUUGUGGAAGUGCUCAGAGAUUUAGCGGCUUCCGGGCGAACCAUAGUCUGCACUAUACAUCAGCCCUCUUCAGAAGUGUUCACUAUAUUCAGUCACUUAUUACUUAUGGCAGAGGGAAGGGUGGCUUAUUUGGGAAAAUUAGAGAAAGCGAUCGAAUAUUUCUCAACUCUGGGUCUCUUCUGUCCAAAUAACUACAAUCCCAGCGAUUUCUAUAUCAAACAAUUGGCUGUCAUUCCCGGCAAUGAAACUCAAACUAAGGAUAAAAUAGAGAGUAUAUGCGAUCGCUUUGCGGACAGCCCUUACGCCAAGGAAGCCAUACCACCGCAAAGUUGCGAACAAUUUAUUUAUUCAUCCAAAGAAGAGUUGGAGAUCCGGCGAAAUGUUUAUAAGUCGAGUUGGUUUAUACAGUUUUGGGCACUACUCUGGAGGUCACACCUGUCUGUGAUGAGAGAGCCCAAAGUGACCAGGACUCAAAUUUCUCAGACCGUCUUUGUGGCCGUACUGUUGGGCUUCAUAUACUGGCGCUUAGAGUUGGAUCAGUCGGGCAUUAUUAACAUAAACGGCGCGCUAUUCCUGUUGACCACAAACCUUAGUUUCCAAAACGCUUACGCAGUCGUCAAAACUUUUUGUAUAGAAUUACCGAUAUUUCAAAGGGAGCACAACAACGGCAUGUAUAGAGUCAGUGCAUACUUUUUGGCCAAAAUGUUGGCAGAGGCCCCCAUUUACCUAUUGCUACCAUUCCUAUUCGUGGCUCUGUUCUACUAUAUGGUGGGUCUCAACAGUGGUUUAAUCCAAUUCCUCACGUGUGCGCUCAUCAGUGUGUUGGUGGCCAACACUGCCUGUAGUUUCGGGUAUUUCAUCUCAUGCCUGACCAGUGAUGUGACGAUAGCGCUGGCGCUAACGCCGCCAGUAAUGGUUGCCUUUCUUAUAUUCGGCGGAUAUUUCUUAAAUAAUGAUUCAGUUCCCGUGUACUUCGUGUGGUUUAAAUACAUCUCGUGGUUCUAUUACGGCAACGAAGCCCUCGUCAUCAAUCAGUGGCAUAACAUCCAUCACAUCGACUGUCAGACAAAUACCAAUAUCACUCAAGAAGUCACUAACCAUACGAUCACCACUUCCUGCAUACCUGACGGCAAGUCAGUCAUCAGAACACUUCACUUUUCCGAAGACAACUUGACGCGAGAUAUUACAGCACUUUUAGCACUCAUUCUAGUCUUCAGGUCCAUGGCAUACAUCGCACUCUUCACCCGAUCCACCAAACGGUAGACAAUGCAGUCAUCAAUACAUUUGUGUUCAAUCUAUAGACU